Messenger RNA from Dinoponera quadriceps, 1958 nucleotides. RefSeq lists its product as uncharacterized. The transcript has 5 exons. Bases 1218 to 1958 code for a protein of 246 amino acids. The record is from RefSeq and is a predicted model, not a curated record. Gene Ontology annotation, biological process: double-strand break repair via homologous recombination. Gene Ontology annotation, molecular function: single-stranded DNA binding. Lineage: Eukaryota; Metazoa; Arthropoda; Insecta; Hymenoptera; Formicidae. Gene Ontology annotation, cellular component: Shu complex.
CGAAAUGCGAGGCAAGGAUAUAGACCAUAUCUGUAUCCGGUGUGUAGUUUCAAUUAUUAUGCGUAAAAAAUUAGAAAGAGGCAGGUAGUCCUUCAAUGCAGUUUAUGUCUCGUUUUCCGCUUAUGCUGUAGCAUGGCGUGUUCCAGUAUAUAUAUAUUUAUAUGCAUAUUUCAGUGGUUAUAUAUGUGAUAUUUGUGUAAAACUAUAAAUAGAAAACACAAAAUGAUAAGUGAUUUUAUAAAAUUGAUAAUAAAAUUGUGGAUGUAUUUCGUAAAAAAAAUCUCGAUAUCAUGUUUUGUUUUGAAUGAACGCUGGCCUGUUUUAAGUGGUAGUUUAAAUGGUAGUACAUUUAAAUCGUCCUUUGAAAUGUACUUAUGUUACGUCUAUUCUUAUUUUUCUUACUUUCUCUCUGUUGCAACCGAACAUCAUGAUAUACCGAUGUGUCACGAUGAUUCUACCUCAUGAGAGAACGUCCUCGAUUUGUGCAUUUAAGUGCAGUAAAGUGGAGAUGAAGUUGAAAUAGUGUAAGAGUGUGGAAGUACGAGGGUGAAUCAAAUAUAAACCGGAAUUAUUUUUAUACCCGCAGUGAGGCGAACGACCAGGCUUCUGAGCGUUAUAGGUGGGGAUACCUGAAGGAGAUCCCCCCCUACGCGACCUCUCAUUAGCGCUCCGUUAAUCAGUAUCACAAUGUCAGAGCGGGAGGUGCCCUCGUCCGUUGCACAAUGAAUUAUUAUUAAAUUUCUCACUGCAGAAAGCGUAAAACCGUCGGACAUAUUGAGAAGGCUUAAAGCACAGUUCGGGGACAAUACGCUUAAGAAGACUUAAGUGUACGAGUGGCACAAACAAUUUUUAGAAGGACGAGAAACUGUUGAAAAUGAGGGGCACCGACGUCGACCAGCGUGACAGAAGAGAAUAUUCGCCUGGUUGGCAGCUUUAUCGAGGGUGACCGUCGAUUAACGGUCGCUGAAAUUGCUUCUGAGGUCGGGAUAAGCUUCGGCAGUGCUCAGGCAAUCAUUACUGACGACCUUGGGUUUCGAAAAGUAUCCGCCAGAUGGGUCCCUCGUCUUCUCACCGAAAAUCAGAAACGGCACCGUUUGGAGGUGUGCGAACGGCUAUUGACACGCUAUCAGACCGAAGGGGAAGCUUUUUUGCACCGAAUUGUGACUUGCGACGAAAUUUGGGUGCACCACUACACCCCGGAAUCCAAAGAAGCCAGUAUGGAACGGCGAAAGAAAAGUGAAUCAGCACUCGUCAAAGCCAAAACUCGGCUCUCAGCUGGAAAAGUUUUUGCAACUGUAUUUUUUGACUUUAAAGAUUACCUAAUGUUCUCGAAGAACAUCAAGACGACGUUAUUGUGCGGCUCGAAAGAACUGAGCAAGUCCUUUAUGUUCGAGGCCGCGAUAUAUUGGGCCGAGGAAGGACGACGUGUCGUUUAUAUUACGCCAGCGCCAUUGGAAAGACAGCCGGCGGCCUGUCACGACAGAGGCAAUCCAGCAGUCGCGGCUCUCAAGCUGAUGAGAUUUAUCUACCUGCCGGAUUACGAGAGUCUCGCGGAGCAACUCGUCAAGUUGCACACUUACGCGGCCGUGCCGUCCGUACUUCUGAUAGAUGAUUUGGACAAUUACCUUAAUGACGACGCUGCCGGAAAUGAUGCGUGCGCGCACAUUGCCAGAACCUGCGCCCUGAUACACCACUCGAUGAAGUCAUGCGCGCGGGCUCUGAAAAUAAACGUGCACGUGUGUGCGUGGAGCAGUUCGACUCUGAUCGACAAUUUCCUUCAAACAAUUUACUUUCGCAACGUCUGGAAUUUGUCAGAAGCGGAAGACGGAAAGGCGAUACUGUUGGAAGGGUCCACGGCCGGAUCACCGUCGAAACAAUCGUCGUAUAAGUAUCUAAAAUUCGAAGACGGAAUGCGCGUUCUUCAACAAAUACUGUGCGAUUCGGAGGAGAGUCCGUGA